AUGUCUCAACUUUUUGGUUAUCACAUCAUGAUAGUGUCGAUAUACGUCGACGACGUUAGAGAUUUUAUCAACUUGGAGUUGGUAUGCAAGAAGUUUAGUGGUAAUAUGGAAAAGUUUCAUUUCAACCCAAUUCCAUUGAAUUCCAAAACAAUUGGUUAUUUCCAAAACAUCGAGAUGCUUCAUUUGUGGGAUGUAAAAGAUGAGAACUUUGGUAAUAGAAUUUUGAUCAACACCGAAGAAAACGAUGAUUGUGAAAAUAAAGCUGUUUUAAAGAAAGAGUUCUAUCAAAUUGUUGUGUGGUUCAAUGUUGAUUUUCAAACAGUUGAUAAAAACAAAAGUCGAAACAUCGAGUUUAAAAAUGUUUCUUAUACUCAAAAUGAUAGAAAAAAAUUUGGUAAUAAGAUACCAUCGAGCGUAACAUCGAUUGAUUAUAAAUGUUUCAGUUAUUCUGGUAGUUUAAGCAGUAUAAUAAUACCAUUGCGUGUCACAUCAAUCAGCGUUUGUUGUUUUUAUGGAUGUAGUAGUUUGACAAGUGUUACAAUACCACCCAUUGUGAAAUCGAUUGGUUAUAAAUCUUUUUCAUCAAACACAGUGGUUCAUCGAAAUUAA
This is a messenger RNA of Entamoeba invadens IP1, 609 nucleotides long. RefSeq lists its product as hypothetical. The transcript has a single exon. NCBI's taxonomy places the organism in Eukaryota, Evosea, Mastigamoebida, Endamoebidae. The record is from RefSeq and is a predicted model, not a curated record. Bases 1 to 609 code for a protein of 202 amino acids.